AUGGGAAAUGGGUUUCUUGAUAGAGUGGAAGACAAUGCGGCCGUCCGGACUUGGUCUGAGAAGAUACAGCACGAAAAAGGUGAUAGUUUGGCUGUGGGAUACGUAUCAGAGUUAUGGGACUUCACUCGUGUUAGCGUAGCUCAGAACAACUUGCAAGAAUUGAAGGAGAUUUGGGAUCAAUGGGAUAAUGAGGUAAACAAGCGUCUGUUUCGAGCUCUUGCCCAGUUUUGGAAUCCGGCCUACAGUUGCUUCACAUUCGGGAAGGUUGAUUUGGUGCCUACGAUAGAAGAGUACACAGCUUUACUUCGGUGUUCGAAGGUUCAGGUAGAUAGAAUUUAUUCGAAAGCGGUAAAUAUACCGACCUUCUUGAAGAAGCUGAUAAAUAUAACAGGGAUGAGUGAGCAGUGGGUUACAGCUCGGAUUAAGCAAAAAUGGGAUAGUAGGUGUAUUCCUUGGAAAAGUUUGAAGGACCUCAUUUUAGCACACCCAGAUGCGAGGAAGAAAGUAGACGUCUUUGCUUUGAGUAUAUAUGGCUUAAUUGUGUUUCCUAAGGUUUUGGGACAUAUUGACGAGGUGGUCACUGAUUUAUUUGAUCGGCUUGAUAAGGGAGUUACGCCAGUUCCGGUGAUUUUGGCAGAAACUUUUAGGUCAUUGAAUGCAUGUCGAAGAACAAGAGAGGGCAGAUUUAUUGGAUGUGCGCAGCUACUACUUGGGUGGUUCCAUAGCCACUUUUGGAAGGUUGAUAGAGUUUCAUAUCAGGUUUUCUCUGAAAGUUAUUCACCGUUGAAAGAGAUAGUGGCUACGUCAAGGAUAGAUGAUAUUACAGAAGAGAAAUGGAUGACAAUCUUUCAGAAUCUGCAAGAGGAGAACGUCGAGUGGAGAGCUCCGUGGUCAAGACAGUUUGUGCCUGCCACUCAAGGACUAGCUGGGUGUGAAUUUUCGUAUAAGGAUGAUGGAUACAAGAGGAAGGCUCGUGAGAUGGCCAAUGCAUGGAAUCAGACUCACCGAAUGAAGAGAUUAGCCGUGGGUCCAGUGACAACUUCUGAGUACAACGAAUGGCGUGUUAGGAGGAUUAAUGACAACAUUCCUGGGCCAAGUCCAGAAAAUGGUCAGUCGAUAGAGGAGCAUUUGCGCGUCGUCCCUUCUGAGCUGGAAAUCAUAAAGCAAGACCUGGAAAGAAAGAAUGCAGAAUUAGAGAAAAAACUAGAACAAAUGGAGGAAGAAAAGGAAACCGAAUGCCUGAGAAAAGGGAAGCGCAAAGUCGAGGAAGAUCUAAACAGCUUGAAGACGGAUUAUAAGAGACUACGUCAGUCAGUAAGAACUGCUGGGUUGGGAAAAACCUCAGAGCAGUGGCGUCAAGAGGUUCAAGAAGAAAAAGCCAAGGCUGGCAGAUGGGAAUAA
Gossypium raimondii (Peruvian cotton) is the source of this 1401-nucleotide messenger RNA. RefSeq lists its product as uncharacterized. Lineage: Eukaryota; Viridiplantae; Streptophyta; Magnoliopsida; Malvales; Malvaceae. The record is from RefSeq and is a predicted model, not a curated record. Bases 1 to 1401 code for a protein of 466 amino acids. The transcript is spliced from 4 exons.